GUCAUACAGGAUAACCCACUGAUAGCUUAUCUACCUCAUCAACAAAAAUUCCUCGAUGAGUUGCUCCGAUGGGAAGGCUGGGGCAAUCAACACCCUGAUCGGACUUGCUCCGAGUGCGGCAAAUCCGAGGCCGCCAUUCGGUGCACCGACUGCUUCUGUCCAGACGUUUGGUGUGAUGAGUGUGUUGUACGGCUUCACGAACGGACACCGCUCCACCGCAUCCAGCGAUGGAACGGUGAGUUCUUCGAGCGGACAACCCUUGGCAAACUCAACCUUCGUCUUCGCGUUGGUCACACUGGGUCAGGGUCGUGUCAGACAUACGAAAGUCAAACAUGCACUAUCAUCGAUACAACCGGCACCCACGAAAUCGUAGUCGACUUUUGUGGAUGCCCUUCAUCGCCUUCUGAUCGUGUCACCAAGUUUCUCCGCUCCCGUCUAUUCCCAGCCACCACCUCAGAACCGCAAACGGCUGUUACCUUCCGCCUUCUAGAGUUCUAUCAUAUCCUCGCCUUCGAAUCCAAAGCCUCUGCUUACGAGGUAUAUCACACUCUCGUUCGGUUAACGGACAACUGCGGCUCCGGGAACGUGAGCGAUCGUUAUCGCGCCUUCAUGCGCGUCGCUCGUGAGUGGGCUUGUCUCAAGAUGCUCAAGCGUAGCGGGCGAGGGCACGAUCCUGGGGGUAUUGCAUCUACUCCUCCUGGAUCAUGCGCGGUUCUUUGCCCCGCAUGUCCGCAGCCGGGGAAGAACCUUCCUGACGACUGGAGGACGCAGCCGCCAUCUAAGCAGUGGAUUUAUUCGUUAUUCAUUGGCCUCGACGCGAACUUUCGCCUCAAGCGAAAAGAAGUAUCAUCCGCCAACGCCGAUCCAAGCCUAUCGGGCGCUUCGGCGUACUUCGUCGACGAGUCGGUCUAUCAGCGUCAUAUAACAGAGAACGAGAAUGCCCGACAAGAGAAAAGCACUUGCGUGAAUCACAACGCCGUAAACCUGGCCAAUCUCAAGUCAACGAAGGGUCUGGCGGUGACGGGUGUCGGGACCGUGGAUUGUACUCGACAUAACAUGAAACGCCCGUGUAGCGUAGGCGAUCUUCAGCACUGGGAACGAUAUUAUAAUAUGGACUUCUUAAUUUUAUCAAGUCUUUCGGGAGACCAGGCGCAGGUUAUUGUGAUCUCCUACGAUAUUGCGUGCCAGUGGAGCCUCCACUUCCUCGAACGCAUCCGUAAAUACUUUCACAUCAGCGAUAAAGUCCUCGACGGCAAGAAGCUUGUUUUCCUCGUUCCAAAGUUUCAUCUACCAGCACAUGUUGAGCGCUGCCAGAUCGAGUUUUCUUUUAACCUUGCAAAGUGGGUCGGCCGCACUGACGGCGAGGCACCCGAGAGAGGUUGGUCAAAUAUCAAUCCAGUCGCUGUCGCCACCAAGGAGAACGGCCCGGGUGCCCGUCAUGACACGCUGAAUGCUCACUUCGGCGACUAUAACUGGAAGAAAAUCUGCGGCAUACAUGAGAUCCUCAGUCGAAAGAUGGACGAGGCGCUCUCUCUCAGCAAAGUCCAUCAAGAGCAACUCGAAGAUAUGAAUAUUGAAGGCCUAAAACAUCACAUCAUUAUCUGGGAGGCCGAAAUGUCUGCGUGGGAGGAGGACCACGCUCAGCCCAACCCUUUCCAGCCUCGAGUCCGUCAAAUCAGCCAGGCGACCGUCCGCCUCCAGCUCGCUCGUGCUGAGGCAGAAGAACUCUUGACCCCUUCCGGCGGGUUCACGCACACGGAAAUGUCACCCAGCUCUUUCGUUGCAGGAGGCCUUGACUUAGAAGAGUCAAUACGCAAAUAUAGCUUAGAAGUAGCCGACCUCGGAAACCAUGCUACGGACUCGCAGAAAACUAAACUACAGCUGACCUCAAACUCCAUCCGGCGGAAGUUCGCUGACUGGACGGCAAUUCAGUUGCUGUACAUGCCUGUUGUUCCGUCUCUUCGUGGGACAACGGAUGCUGAUGACUUAACGGCGGUCAGCCCAUCGGCUCUCCAGCUAUACCUUCCGAGCGAUCUACCCUCAUCUACCGCAUGUGAUUCCCGCCUUAUCAGCUGCGAGUGGGAUCUCCGUUUUGCUCAAGCCCACGACGCGCUCGCCGAGGUGCGUCAGUACCUUAGGGUGCGUUCGUUUAUGCUGGGUUUCAAGGAUCGAUUUCUGCGUGGACAAGGGGCAAACACUCGCGCCAGAGAGUCACUGAAAGUUGUCGAGCGAAGGAUCAAAAAAUGCGCCUAUACUUACCGGAACGCUAGGACGUCGUUGAAGUCGCUUGCCUCAAGACUCUCAAAGCCUGGAUGGGACAACACGCUGCACGAACUUAGCGACGGCGAUAUACGCUCAAUGGGCGAUUAUUUGCAGGGUGAAACGGAGGGUAGGACAACAUUAUCGUGGAUCUGGGUAGAUAAAAGCGUCGCUAAUAGCGACGACCCCAGUGUACAAGACGGUCUGCGGGUUCAAUGGUGUAAGGCUCGGGCGAGGGCUUCUCGAUGGACUGAGGAGACAAUUCUCCUGAAGGAAGAGAUGAGGCGCGUCCUCCAGUUCUUGGAUUGGCAAGGGGAAUGGUGGAAAGCGAAUGCUGAGUGUUGCUCAUUCAAGGCAGAGGCAUACAGAGACGGGGCGAUGGCUUACGCCCUGCGCCAGGCUAGUAUUAGGCGAGCCAUAGGGACUAGAUUUGCGACUAAGUUCUCUUCGUACUUACAGGUAUCUAGUUAUCCCUUAUAA
Molecule: messenger RNA, 2739 nt
Organism: Coniophora puteana RWD-64-598 SS2
Lineage: Eukaryota; Fungi; Basidiomycota; Agaricomycetes; Boletales; Coniophoraceae
Exons: 9
Source: RefSeq, a predicted model, not a curated record